Messenger RNA from Sinocyclocheilus rhinocerous, 1410 nucleotides. RefSeq lists its product as uncharacterized. Lineage: Eukaryota; Metazoa; Chordata; Actinopteri; Cypriniformes; Cyprinidae. The record is from RefSeq and is a predicted model, not a curated record. Bases 88 to 1338 code for a protein of 416 amino acids. The transcript is spliced from 8 exons.
AGUACACCUGUUGGAAACCUACUGGUGUCUGCUGCUACAUACUUCUGUGGUGCGUCCUUCAUUCAAUUUGAAAAGAUUUGCAAGGCCAUGCAGCUUAAGAUCAUCCACUAUGAUGCAUUUAGGAGGCAUGCUAGGAACUACCUAGAGCCUGCUGUAAUACACAAGUGGACCUUGGAUCAGAGAAAUCUUUUCACAAAGCUGCAAGAAGGGGGAAAGGUUGCAGUUGCUGGAGAUAUGAGGGCUGAUACACCGGGACAUUCAGCAAAAUACGGCAGCUACACCUUGAUGCACCUGGACAGCAACACUAUUCUUGACAUGCAGCUUAUUCAGAGCAACGAGGUAGGUGGUAGCUACCACAUGGAGAAGGAGGGCUUGAAGCGUUGUCUAGAUCAUCUGGAGGCUAACGGUUUGGCAGUGGAAUACAUCAUAACGGAUCGUCAUCCACAGAUCCAGAAGUUUCUUAGAGAGCGCAACAUUGUACAGUUCUACGAUGUGUGGCACUUCGAAAAAGGUUUGUCUAAAAAGUUGGACAAACUCUCACAAACAAAGGGUUGCGAAAUAUUGAAGAAGUGGUUGCGCAGCAUCAAGAAUCAUGUAUACUGGAGUGCUAGGUCGUCUACUUCUGGUCCCGAGAAGGUGGCCAAAUGGACUUCCCUGCUCAACCACAUCCAAAAUAUACACAUCCAUGAGAACCCUGACUUCCCGAAAUGUGAACAUACAGACCGAGUGUCCAGAGAUCCUGAAAAAUGGUUCCAACCAGGGUCAAUGCCUCUUCAAAAACUGGAAAAGAUCCUCAACAAUAAGCGAGUCCUAAAGGACGUGGAAAAGCUCAGUCAUCAUUACCAGACAUCUUCGCUAGAGGCCUUUCACAGUGUUAUCCUGCGUUUUGCCCCCAAGAAUGUCGUUUUUCCUUUCAUUGGAAUGAUGUGCAGGUUGUACCUUGCAGCAAUGCACUACAAUGAAAAUGGUGACCGUGAGCAGGCAACAACAACUUCAGGACAACCUAUGUACAAGGUUGUUUUUCCAAAGUCAAAGAAGGGUGAAUGCACUGCAAAGCCACUUAAAACAGCCCCUUCAUAUGACUAUGUAGCUGACUUGAUGAAGCUGGUCUUUGAAGAGGUGUUUGUAGACCCUGCACCAUUUGUAGAGGAGCUAAAUCAAAUCCCCAUUCCUGCGUUCCUGUCCUCUCAGUUUGAAAGACCUUCAAAGGAGGAAGUUGUUGGCCGCCAUGUCUCACGCUUCAGUCAAGGGACGGUCGAAAGCCUACAAACUGUCCAUCCGGAUCAGGAAACUCCUGCCGAAUCCGAAGCACAACACAGGAUGGAAGAACAACUCUGACAUUCUGUCCUAAAUAGCCCCAGCACCAGCUUACAAAGCUUCGAUAGGCGAGAUAUCGGUACCGCCUGUAAA